GAUUGGUUCUGGACUCCCCCAGAUCUCCUUGUUACUUCACAGCAUUCUGAAGACCUGCCCACCAAUCACAGGGCUCCUUACUGGAAAAAGCAACUGCUGGAGAGUGCUGGGAGCCGCUAGCAACACUGAGGCUUCUGAAUCCGAGGGGAAAGACUGUGCGGUUAGCUGAUGGUGGAGGAGAGCAGCGCCUAAUGCCUCAGGAAGAGAAGCCUCCCAGGAUGGACCCUCCACCCACGGACGAGCCCUUAGACAAGCAAACCAAAAAACUGGAAAAGCAGGAAGAGGAGAUGGAAUUUAAGGAACUGGAUGGUCUGAGGGAGGCCUUGGCAAACCUCCGGGGACUGUCCGAGGAGGAGAAGAGCGAGAAGGCGAUGCUUUGCUCCCGCAUCCAGGAGCAGUCCCAGCUCAUCUGCAUCCUGAAGCGGAGGUCAGACGAGGCCCUGGAGCGCUGCCAGAUCCUGGAGCUGCUCAACACAGAGCUGGAGGAGAAGAGGGUGCUGGAGGCCGAGAAGCUGAAGGCCAAGACCGCGCACGCCCGGAAGCUGGAGGAACGCUUUAUGAGCCUGGCAGCCAACCACGAGUUGAUGAUCCGCUUCAAGGACGAACACAAGAGUCAGAACGUGAAGCUCAGGGAGGAGAAUGAGAAACUGAGGCUGGAGAACAGCAGCCUCUUCAGCCAGGCUCUGAAGGACCGGGAGGCCAAAGUGUUGGAGCUCACCGCCCGGAGCGAGGCCCUCUCCGAGGAGCUGGAGACCCUGAAGCAGAGGUGCUCUCAGGAAGCCUGCCAGGCACAGGCCAGGGAGAGGGAGCUGCUGGAGCUGCAGGGCCAGCAGGCUUGCGCCCACGCCAGCGAGAUGGAGCAGCUGCGGAGCCAGGUGCAGAGCUUCCAGCAGCAGCACCGGCAGGCGGUGGAGCAGAUGGCCAAGGCUGAGCGGGCGCACGGCAGCCUGAACCAGGAGCUGCAGGCCAGGCUGCAGACGGUCACUCGUGAGAAGGACGAGCUGUUGCAGCUGGCCAUGGAGAGGGGCCGGGUGCUUCAGAACAAGCAGGCAGAGAUCCGGCAGCUUGAGGAGAAGCUGGAGACAGCAGACGUGGCCAGGAGGCAUGCCCUGGAGAGGUUCCAACAAGAGGCAGCGGCCGUGGACAGUAACUUGAGAGUACGGGAACUUCAGCGCAGGGUCAACGGGAUCCAGAAGGCCUACGAUGAGCUCAGGCUGCAGUCUGAAGCCUUCAAAAAGCACAGCCUGGAUCUUUUAAGCAAGGAGAGGGAACUCAACGCCAAACUCCGCCAUCUCUUUCCAUAGGAAGCUUCCGUUUCCUCUUUCCUCUAAUUUAGAAUUUAACUAUUUGUGCCUUAGCACUAUGACAAGAGUAAAGUUGGUUUCCCAUUUAUAAUACUUUUAAGCACAAAAGGCAAUUCAAAAGCUGCUUUACUGUGAUGUUGUGGUUGUUACGGUUGUAAGGCUAGCACUGUUUCAGCCCUACCACCUAAAAUACACACGAUUUACCAGAUUUCUUUCUGUGCCUUGAAAAUUGUCCCAAGUUUGCUAUCAUUAUCUCCAUCUUCCUCAUAACUUAUUCAUUCUCAACCCCAGAUAUUUUCAGAUAUCCUGAGACUUUAAAUUAGCAGCUCCUAUGGACUUAAGUGAAUCUUAAAAGUGCAAUGAGAUGUACUAUUGUGAAAACAGUUUUGCAUAGUUCCCCCUUGUAGAUAGGUAGGCCUGUAGUCUCCCUUAGUUGAAGACAUAAACUGUAACAGUUAAUAGCAUAAUAAUAGCAUAGAAAACUUGCAGAAGAAAGUGUCUGAUUUUGCAGCUGACAGUUGCUUGCUUCACCUGCUUUACAGCAGUAUCCUUUUGAUUUUAUUUUACUUGCACUAGCUUGGAAAACAAAGAUUGAAAUCAUUAAGUUCUUUACCAAAGUUGGCAGACUUUAUUACAGUCAUUCUAUACAAGCAGUAAGAUUCAAAUAAGUGAAAUCAACUAGUUUUUAUUUUUCCUGCAAGCUUAGAUCACAUUCCAUUUUCUUGCUUUUUUUCCUUUAUAAAAACAGGAUUUCAAGGUGCCAGGAUGCAAGUAUCAGCAGUUUCAUUUAAUAUUGCAUAAUAUGCUAAUAGGCAAAAGGCCCCAAUUUAGGGUAACACGUCACAGCAGACUGAGUAGGAUACAUAAAGCAAUGCAUAGUGAUUGUUUUCUUUCUAUUAGCAUUAUUUCCUUGCAAUUACCUUUUCCUUUUUUAUUCUUAUUUUUUUAAACUUUUCCUUAUUUUAAAAAAACAUCUAAAUGAAAUAUAUAUGUAUACUUACAGCAUGUUUGUAGGAAUACCUAAAUAUGUAGAUAUAUAAAAACAAUAGUUAUUACAUCUAUUUAUAGAAAGUUCUUAAAGAGGCAGUUAUAAAAAAUACACUUUAUGCUUCCUUAUUUCCCUAGUUUUAGUCAAGAUAUAAACAUUAUUAUAAAUAUCUCUCAAAAUAGAUUAUAAUAUUUUUCUUACCCAUUUGGUGCCAAGGGCCCCAAGAGUUACCUAAUUAUUCAGAUGUAUUAUUUUUACUUGGUAUCUUUUUUUUUUUGACAGCGUAUUUUUUUAAUUAUUUUUUAUUGUUAUGUUAAUCACCAUACAUUACAUCAUUAGUUUUUGAUGUAGU
Messenger RNA from Zalophus californianus (California sea lion), 2644 nucleotides. RefSeq names its product coiled-coil domain containing 89 (gene CCDC89). The coding region runs from base 192 to 1304 and encodes 370 amino acids. The transcript has a single exon. The record is from RefSeq and is a predicted model, not a curated record. NCBI's taxonomy places the organism in Eukaryota, Metazoa, Chordata, Mammalia, Carnivora, Otariidae.